UGGAUUCAGUGGAUCACUCCAGGAAGAUUCUAGCUUCACGGUAGCUUCACUGUCUCUGAAAUUCCUCUUUCAGCUUAUCUCUGAAGCCAUCCAUCAGUCAGCAUGUCUAUGUACGCACGUAGCUCCUACUCCACCGGCCCUGUAGGCUACGGUGGAAGCACUGUGGUCACCCAGCGCCGCAUGGGCACACUGUCCUCAGCCCCUAAAGCCUUCAGCGUCUCCGGAGUCGGUGGUGGCACCAGAAUCUCCUCAGGAUACGCAAGGAAUGUGUCUUCUGGCUUUGGUAGUGGUAUUGGCAUGGGUGGAGGUGGUGGCUUCAACCUGGCUUCUGCCCUGGACAGUGACGCUACCGUUCAUAUGAAUGAGAAGGCCACCAUGCAGAACCUGAAUGAUCGUCUGGCCUCCUACCUGGAUAAGGUCCGCUCCCUAGAAGCUGCCAAUGCAAAACUGGAGCUGAAGAUUCGUGAGUACUAUGAGAAGAAGGGGCCAGUUGCUGAGAGAGAUUACAGCGCAUACUGGGCCACCAUCAACGACCUGAAGGAUAAGAUCAAGAACGCCACCAUUGAAAAUGCCAAUAUCCUCCUGCAGAUUGACAAUUCCAAACUGGCUGCAGAUGACUUCAAAACAAAAUUCGAGCAUGAGCUGAUAAUGCGUCAGUCCGUGGAGGCUGAUAUUGCUAACUUGCGACGCCUAUUGGACCAGACCACCCUGACUAAGGCUGACCUGGAGAUGCAGAUUGAAGGUCUGCAGGAUGAGCUGGCCUACCUAAAGAAGAACCAUCAGGAAGACCUGGCAGCUAUGAGAGCUCAGCUGACUGGAAAUGUGAACGUGGAGGUAGACGCUGCUCCACAGCAGGACCUGAACAAGGUUUUGGACGAGAUUCGUUCUCAGUACGAAGCCAUCACAGAAAAACACCGCAAAGACCAAGAGGCUUGGUUCAAUGAACAGUCGGCAACACUAAACCAGGAGGUGGCCAUCCAGACAGAGACCAUUCAGACUUCCAAGACAGAGAUCACAGACUUGAGACGGACCCUGCAGGGCUUGGAAAUUGAACUCCAAUCGCAACUAAGCAUGAAAGCAGCCCUGCAGAACACGCUAGCCGAAACAGAAGCACGAUACAGCGCUAUGCUAUCAGGUUUCCAGAACCAGAUCAACAUGCUCGAGACAGAGUUGGCACAGGUGCGUGCCAGCAUUGAGCAGCAGGGCCGCGACUACACCAUGUUGCUGGAUAUCAAGAGCCGUCUCGAGCAGGAAAUCGCCACCUACAGAAGCCUCCUGGAGAAGGAAGAAUCUAGGACUCCUGGCACAGGUGGAUCCAGCACGAUCACUACCACCACCACCACCGUGCGCCACUAAGCGCGGGACAGAGCACUGCAUUCAGAGAAACACACACACACUAAAACAUUGUUUCAGUGGGUCAUGGCUUAUGGUAUGCCAAUAGCCAAUUGUCAACCAUGGUCAUAAUACCCAGGAAAUAACUGUUUAAAUUUGAUAAAGAAUGAAUCUACUUUCUUGUUGUGUUUGUGAAAGAGUAAAACUGUCUCUGAAAAAUAAAGCUGCUGGCAAAUUCA
Molecule: messenger RNA, 1571 nt
Organism: Clarias gariepinus (North African catfish)
Lineage: Eukaryota; Metazoa; Chordata; Actinopteri; Siluriformes; Clariidae
Product: keratin, type I cytoskeletal 19-like
Exons: 8
Coding region: 103-1356 (417 amino acids)
Molecular function (GO): structural molecule activity
Source: RefSeq, a predicted model, not a curated record